AUGCCUCGACGCAAGUUCAUCGACAAGAAAAAUGCCACCCAUUUCCAGCUCCUCCAUCGCGCCCAAAAUGACCCCCUCAUCCACGACGAAAAUGCGCCCUCGAUGGUCUUCGCUGAAGUCGAGAAGGCGCAAUUGCGACGGCCACAGGAUGAUGACUACGCUUAUUCAAGCGCAGGCUCGAUGUACAGUGGUGCCUCAUAUCGCAGCAAGAAGACGAAGCAACGUGGAGAUCUCGAGGAUGAGUUUGGCAUGAAUGUGCGCAAAAACGAGGGAGAAGCCGCGCAACAUGGCGUUUUCUACGACGAUACCGAGUACGACUACAUGCAGCAUAUGCGAGAUCUGGGGACUGGCGAGGGUGCAGUCACCUGGGUUGAGGCGAAAAAGCCAGACGAGGGCAAGGGGAAGCAAAAGCAGAGACUGGAAGAUGCGCUGAGGAAUAUGGACUUGGAAGACACUCAGAGUGUGGGUGCCAGCAGCAUGACAAGCAGUGUCGCACGAAGUCUGCUACCUGAGGAAGUCCUGCCAAGCGAGUUUGUGCAGAAGCGAUCUUAUCAAGACCAGCAAGAUGUGCCUGACGAGAUUGCUGGAUUUCAGCCGGACAUGGACCCCAGAUUGCGAGAAGUGCUGGAGGCCCUGGAAGAUGAGGAGUAUGUGGACGAUGAGGAAGAUAUAUUCGCCGAGCUCACAAACGAAGGCUACGAGGUCGAGAGAGACGAGUGGGAACGGUUGGCAGAGCAAGAGUUGUUCGACGAGGAGGAUGAGGGCUGGGAGAGUGAUGACACCAUCAAAGCGCCUGCUUCGCCCAAAGCUUCACAUCUUCCCGAUCCGAAUCUACCACUCCCAGACGGAGAAGAUGCGAAACCGCCUGAAGAUCCGCAAGCGGUGCCUUCAGCUGAUCCAACCGAAGGUGCUUGGUUAGAUGAGUUCAAAAAGUUCAAAUCAGCAGCAAAAGUGGACAAGGCAGACAAGGAAGACGGUGCAUUUGCUCCAUCAACGCUCGAAUCUUCGGCGCUCUCGUCACUCGCCACAGGCCGCAGGAAGAAACGCAAGGGUGCCAAAACCUCUACUACUAAUUACUCCAUGACAUCUUCAUCUUUGGCACGCACAGAUCCGCUGACGACGCUGGACGAGAGAUUCGACAAGCUGGAGGCAGCAUACUCUCUAGAAGAGUUCCCAGAAGAGGAAGAAGACGACUACCUGGCCGACAAUGGCUCAAUGGCAUCCGGCAUGACCGGUCUCUCCAAGGCCUCCAAAGUAUCCAAGUACUCCAACAUGUCUGGACUCAGCGGCGUCAGCGGUGUCUCAAGCUACUCCAAGGCAACAGAUUCAGAAGCACCGCAGCUGAUGAGGAGCGACUUCGACGGUAUCAUGGAUGACUUCCUUGGCAACUACAGCAAGACUGGAAAGCUGGGGAAGAGAGUCAAGCGUGGUGCGCCGCAGGGUGGCAUGGCUCAGCUCGACGAGGUUCGAAAGGGCCUUGGCGAGGCAAGAGUCAGCAGCAGAUACAAGACUGCGGCCAAGACCGGGUCGUAG
Messenger RNA from Zasmidium cellare ATCC 36951, 1533 nucleotides. RefSeq lists its product as uncharacterized. Bases 1 to 1533 code for a protein of 510 amino acids. Gene Ontology annotation, cellular component: preribosome, small subunit precursor; nucleus; cytosol. Gene Ontology annotation, biological process: ribosomal small subunit export from nucleus; ribosomal small subunit biogenesis. The transcript has a single exon. The record is from RefSeq and is a predicted model, not a curated record. NCBI's taxonomy places the organism in Eukaryota, Fungi, Ascomycota, Dothideomycetes, Mycosphaerellales, Mycosphaerellaceae.